CACAUAACAGCACAUAUUGCUUAAUGUAAAAGGCUUCAUGGAGCUACCUGAGUGAGUCACAAAAUUCAAAAUCAACUUUUAUUUUUAUUUGAAUGAAAUCGUUCUGUUUACUGCUCCUGAGCAAUUCUCUGGAAGAGAACUCCAUAUCCCACAAUUCCUACUUCCGCAACCUAGCAGGGCAUGUUGACUAGCAUUAGAAGAAGUAACGUUACUUCAGUCUCGUCCCUGCUUGUUCGCUAGCUAGCUAGUUGCAGUGACAAGAAGGAGCACACCGAUCAAAUGCAGACAGCCCGAGAAAUGAAAGGUAAUCAUUUGAAAACAAUUUAAAUAGUCUUUGUCAGAUUGAAGCCGGUGCACUCAGACCCAGCUAGCCGUAGAUGCUAAGUUAGCUCUCAAAGUAACUUAGCCUUUGAAGAUCUUCAGCAGCAUAUCAGACAUCUCUCUGAAACUGGAUGAGUGUAAACACGAAGACGAAAUGUUAAAAGGAGUCAGGUGUGUAUCCCUGCCCUAAGUAGCAGUGAUGGAUGGAGAAGCCCACAAGGGGACUGUGUCAUGGGAGGAUGGUACUCUGGCUCCCGUGGACCACCUUCGCACAGAGAGGGCGGACAGCCCCACACCAGGUCUGGUGGAGGGAACUGAACCAGGUGCCGGUCAGAAGAGUGCUAUGUUUGUUCAUGCACAGUCUUUCGAGGAUCUGACUGCUGAGGCUGAGGAAGAGGUUCGGAGGGAGGAUAAACCAGGAGAGUGUGCAGAAGAGCUCAAGGUGCUGGUGGGAGAGAAAACCAUAGAGGAACAACACAACAACGAUGUUACAUCAGAGAGUAGGACUAAGGAGGAAGACGUGACUGGUGAGGCAUGGAGGAGCCACAGAAAACACGUGUUUGUGCUGAGCGAGGCUGGUAAGCCAAUCUACACCCGCUAUGGCACGGAGGAGGCUCUGUCCAGCACCACGGGGGUCAUGAUGGCCCUUGUAUCCUUCGUUGAGGCCGAGAAGAACGUAAUUCGUUCCAUCCAUGCAGAUGGCUGUAAAGUGGUUUUCCUCAGCAAGAGUCCUCUGGUCCUGGUGGGUGUGUCUCGAACCUGUCAGUCAGACAAAGAGCUGCUGCGGGAGCUGCAGUACAUCUACUACCAGAUCGUCAGCCUGCUUACCCUCACCCAGCUCAACCACAUCUUCCAGCACAAGCAGAACUACGACCUGCGCCGCCUGCUGGCCGGCUCCGAGUACCUCACUGACAACCUGCUGCAUCGGCUGGACCGAGACCCCGGCCUGCUGCUCAGCGCCGUCACAUGCCUGCCUCUGGCCAGCUCUGCAAGGGACAUGGUCUCAUCGAGCCUGCAGGCCGCCAAAUCCAAGAGCCUGGUGUUCUCCAUCCUGCUGGCUGGAGACCGCCUGGUUACUCUUGUGAGGAAAAAGGACCAGUUCCUGCACCACAUAGACUUGCACCUGGUCUUCAACCUCGUCGGCUCCUCCUCGUCCUUUCGAGAGGGUGAAGGCUGGACGCCGAUCUGUCUGCCGAAGUUCAACACUGCAGGAUUUUUCCACGCUCACAUUUCCUAUCUGGAGCCUGCGUCCGAGCUCUGUCUCAUCCUGGUCUCAACUGAUCGAGAGGACUUUUUUAACAUGUCCGACUGCAAGCAACGGUUCCUGGAGAGGCUGAGCAAGCGCAGUGCCUACCAGGCCCUGAAAGAAGCUCUUAAAUGUCCCAGCUAUUCUGUGGCGCAGGUCGGCAUACCGGAGCUCAGGCACUUCCUGUACAAAUCAAAGAGCUCAGGGCUGUACACCAGUCCAGAGUUCCCUGAAGUGUACCAGUCUGAUAAAGAGCAGGAAAGGUUGAUGGGACUGUACCAGGACCUCCACAGCAGCUUGCAUCAUCCAACCAGACCUCUCCGCUCCUUCUACCGCUGUAGUGAAACUGAAAACCUGCUGGCAUGGGUAACAAGUGGCUUUGAGCUCUACCUCUGCUUCAGUCCGCUGGGGACCAAGGCCUUGGCCGUCUCUGCUGUCAACAAACUGCUGAAGUGGAUCAGGAAGGAGGAGGAUCGCCUCUUCAUCCUGAGUCCUCUCACAUACUGAGCCCUCGCUGCCGGCUGAAACACCUGAAAAACAAAAAGCAUCACCUUAAACAGUGAUGGCCUGGUGCUAACAACCGCUGCGGAUGAUGCAGUAGUCCGUUCAGUGUUCACAAAUGAUUGUCAGAGCUAUGCUUUUUAUUUUUUAUAUUUUAUUUUUUUUGCUUCCAGGUUCCUCUGAUCUAAUUCUCAGAUGUGUAAUGAAGAUAACUUAAAGAUGUAUUUUAUCUUGCUAGAGUUUUUAUUAGUUCAAUUUGAGUAACAACAGAUGGAAGCGGCAUCAUUGAAGACACAAUAACAACAUGCACUGUGGUGUUUGUUUGCUGUCGUUUUAACUUUAACAGACCUAUUAAUGCCUCUCAGAAUACGGAAGAUGCUGUCUUUGUUUUAUAAAUCCUUUCUGUUCUGUUCUUCAAAAUCAAGAAUAAAAUUGGAAUUUUAAAAACUGGAAUUUUCUGAGGACCUGCAGUACAAUGUGAUCACUUGUUAAAAGGUAUACUGUCAAAAUAUGGGUUAACAACAUUGCUGUCGUGUUAAUAAGUCAACCAAUCGUAAUUUAAAAUCUAUGCACAUUUCUUAAUGCAAAAGGCACGCCUUAGAGAAAUAAGUUCAUGAGUAUGUAAACUGCUGUCAUUUUUCUGUGUUGAUCAAAACUUCCAGUUACCAAUAGAAUGUUCUCUAGCUUACCAUAAUAUGUAAAUUAAUCGAGAAAAGUACUGAAUUGUAUUUGCUUGUGUCUAAUCAUCAAGGUUCACCGUACUUCAUGGGAUCCAGCUUUGCUUUGAGGAAUCCAACGUUGGAACAUCUGUCUCCACUAAAUCAUGCCUUAACUAAUGGUUAUUGUACAAAGCCAAUAUAAGGUGACAGUGCAGAUUUAGGGCUGCUGCACAAUUCUUGAUUUAUUAGAUAUAAUUAAACAUAUGGCUGGUAUUAAAACAGA
Molecule: messenger RNA, 3010 nt
Organism: Etheostoma cragini (Arkansas darter)
Lineage: Eukaryota; Metazoa; Chordata; Actinopteri; Perciformes; Percidae
Gene: mon1a
Product: MON1 secretory trafficking family member A
Exons: 6
Coding region: 521-2074 (517 amino acids)
Biological process (GO): vesicle-mediated transport; protein targeting to vacuole
Source: RefSeq, a predicted model, not a curated record